Rotaria sp. Silwood1 is the source of this 921-nucleotide messenger RNA. NCBI's taxonomy places the organism in Eukaryota, Metazoa, Rotifera, Eurotatoria, Philodinida, Philodinidae. The record is from the annotation of a GenBank genome assembly.
AUGCAUAUGUCUCUUCGUCAUUUAAAAUAUCGAUCAACCAUUAGAUUUGAAUAUCCAAGUACGCUUGAUCAAAAUCCUGGUGACAUAGUUCUCGCAUGGGCAAGUUUGAUUGCAAUUAUUUCUGGUCUUUUCACUCGAACAACAUCCGGUUGGGCAAUUGAUUUAAUAAAUACUAUAACAUGGCUUGGUCAAUUACGUACUUUCUUAGUAUUUGCUUCAAGGACAAUUGCCUAUUGUCUUAUUGCAUUAGGGACAAUUGAUAGAUGGUUAUCAUUAUGUUUUGAUCUUCGUCGACGACAAAUGAGCACAAUAACAAAUGCUCAACGAGGAAUGAUAAUUAUUUUAAUCUUUUCAUGUCUUCUUUAUAUUCAAAUGUUUUAUUGUUAUGAAGCAAAUCUUUUCAAUGCUCCACUUAAAUGUUAUGGAAAAACAAUAGCAUGUUGUCUUGUAACUGAUCUCACUUAUGCAUUUGCUGCUAAUAUAUUUCCUUUGAUUAUUAUGCUUUGUUUUGGAUUAAUGACUAUUAUAAAUGUACGUCAAGCUAAACGUCGAAUUCAAAUUAUAAAUACGACAAGUACAUCAGGAGUAACAAUAAAUAUUUCCCGACGAUCGAAAAAAACUGAUUAUUAUCUUCUUUGUAUGCUUUUUGUACAAGUGAUUCUGUUUGCUGUAUUUACUCUACCUCAAAAUAUUCAAAAAUUUAUUGCACUUGCUCAGUCAAAUCAAACUCAAACAGCAUUGGAUAAUGCAAUUGCAAAUUUUAUUUUUAAUUUUUUUCUAUUUUUUGCUUAUCUUGCUAAUGGAAUGUCAUUUUAUAUUUAUACACUUUUUGGUGGAAACGUUUCUCGAAAUGAGCUCUUAAAAUUAGCACAAAUAGUACGUCGAAUAUUUUACAUUUGUAUUUAUUGCUUUAAUAAAUAA